Sinocyclocheilus grahami is the source of this 927-nucleotide messenger RNA. RefSeq names its product collagen alpha-3(VI) chain-like. The record is from RefSeq and is a predicted model, not a curated record. Bases 1 to 927 code for a protein of 308 amino acids. Lineage: Eukaryota; Metazoa; Chordata; Actinopteri; Cypriniformes; Cyprinidae. The transcript is spliced from 3 exons.
AUGGGGAAGAGCCGGUUAUUACUGUUUGCCCUCUGGGGUGUAAUGGUUUUUGGCCUAUUCCCAAAUCUUGAAGCUCAGGAUGCUUUGGCUGUUGGGAAGAGAGAUAUAAUUUUCCUCAUUGACAGUAGCAUGGGUACCAUCGUAAUCAAUGCAGUGCGAGAAUUCAUCAAAAGGUUUAUUGACACCAUGCCAAUUGGUCCUGAUCAGGUGCAGGUCGGAGUGGCCGUGUUUUCCACCACCCCAAGGAUGGAGAUCAACCUCAACUCAUUCAGUUCAAAAGAAUCACUAAGCUCUGCCCUCGCAAAAAUAAAACCCAAACCUUCAGUUGAAGUCAACAUUGGUGCUGCCUUGGAUUUUGUGAGGACCAACAUGCUCACAGCUGAGAGUGGGAGCCGCAUUCAAGAUCAAGUGCCACAGCUUGUGUUGCUCCUAACCAGUAAAAAAUCCAAAGACAGUGUCCAACAACCGGCUGAUGCCCUUCUUCAAAUGGGUGUUCUGACUUUGGCUGCAGGCUCCAGGGCUGCCGAUGAAACUGAGCUCAAGCAAAUAGUGAACACUGGUGCAGCCCUACAAUAUGCCCUAACCAACCACUUCCAGCCCACAGCUGGGUCUCGUGGGAGAGAGGGGAUCCAGCAGGUCCUGGUUUUAAUAACAGGAGGACCAUCUCAAGAUGAGGUCAAGAUGAUUGCAGACCGUGUAGCUUUAGAGGGUGUUUUGACUUUUGCUGUUGGAGUUGGCCAAGUGGAAGAUCGUUUCUUGAAAACUGUUGCUUUUGUUGAAAAUUUGGCAUACUACAGAAGAACUUUUGCUGACUUGUCAAGUGUUGUUGAUGAAAUUAUGACACCACUGGUCACUGUUGUUGGGGAGACUAAUACUCCAAUUGACACUGUCUUAUUGCACAAAUGGAAAUUCUUGAACGUCAUUUAA